AUGACGGAGGCUGGGCAAAGCCUACGGGACCCCAGUCGCCUGAUGAGAAGAGGGGGUACUCAUCAUCCGACCAGAUUCAUUAGUCAACAGAUCAUCCAUGUUGACCCUGCUUCCAACAAAUCCAAUGCAGUAAAUUAUUGCAAACAGUUUUUACGUUUUGGAACAUGGAACGUUCUAUCUCUUGUCAGCUCAUCUACACAGCUCUACCAACUUAGUAAAAACAUUGAUCAGUACAGAUUGGAUUUUUUGGGGAUCACCGAGACUCACAUGCCUGGAUCUGGCACCACUCUACUGGACAAUGGCAGUCUACUCAUCCAUUCCGGUAGAGUCGACGGGAUCAAGAGACAGGGAGUCGGUCUCAGUCUUUCAAAACGAAUCAGAAACUCCCUGAUAUCGUUCACUCCCACAUCGGAGCGGGUUUUAACUGCUAGGCUGCAUAGUAAGCAAAUCAACAUCUCUGUUGUUGUGGCCUAUGCUCCAACUGAGGAGAGUGAGAAAGAUAAGUUUUAUAGGACACUCACAGAUACAUUUGAUGGGCUACCUCGUCACGAUAUCAAGUUACUGCUCGGCGAUUUUAAUGCAAAAGUAACAUCAGGCAGAUAUGGAAGUGAAGCGGUCAUCGGUGGGGAAUCACUCCAUAGCUCAUCAAAUGACAACGGGACAAGACUUGUGGAUUUCUGUGCGACGAACCAGCUUGUCAUCGGGGGAACUCUCUUCGAGCACAAGAACAUUGACAAGGGAACAGGGCGGUCCCCCAACGGGCUCACCGUCAAUCAGAUAGAUCAUAUCUGCAUUGGAAAGCGGUUUCGUCAGUCACUUUUUGAUGUUAGGGUAUGUCGCGGGGCAGACAUCGGCUCCGAUCAUUAUCUGGUUCUAGGACUGCUGAAAAUCAAACUUCAGUCAGUGACAAAGAUCAACGCCAACAGGCCCAAUGUGCCUGCCAUUGAGCGCCUGAGGGAUAGUACUACGGUUUUAGAGUACAAUGUGGCUCUUCAAAACCGAUUUGCAAGUCUGGAUAGUGAGGUCGACCUCGAGGAUAUGUGGCGUAAUCUCAGUCAGACCGUCACUGAUGUUUCACUGGAGGUACUAGGCAAAAGACCCCGGAAGGCAAAGGAGCAACACCUGUCACGGAAGACCAAGGAUUUAUUGACUCAGCGGGCACAGUUUAAGCGCAAAGACCCAAACUCGGACACUAACAGGUCAGAGUAUUCUAAACUUAAUAAGUUAGUCAAGAAAAGCAGCAAGCUAGACGACAAUAACUGGGCAGUUAGAGUAGCUACUGAUCUUGAGGAAGCAGCGAGCAAAGGUCAGCAGCGUGAGGUAUGGGCAAAGAUCAAGAAGAUCUCUGGUAAGAACAAGAAGCCUCAAGCAUCUUGUGUCCGGGACAAGGACGGUAGGAAGAUCACGGAUCCCCAACAGCAGAGGGAUAGGUGGAAGGAGCACUUUACUGAACUUCUGAACCCCCCAUCAUCAAGUGUCAACCUUGCCGACCUUGAUACAGUACCACCCCAACCCCACUUUAACUCUCUCUCUUGUUCGGAUGGACCACCCACCAGAGACGAGAUUAGUUAUUCCCUGACAAAGCUUAAGAACAACAAAAGCCCAGGAGUGGACGGGAUAACUAACGAGCAACUGAAGUAUGGUGCGAGUGCUCUAGUUGAUCAACUAGAGUGUCUAUUCAAGAAAGUGUGGGAAGAAGAGACUGUUCCUGAAGAUUGGUUAAAGGGUGUGAUCAUUGUUAUUGGGAAGAAAGGAGACACUUCAGUCUGCGGGAACAACAGAGGGAUCACCUUAAGGUCUACAGCAUCCAAGCUUUUUCAGAUGAUUCUUCUUAAGCGGUUACAUGCUGGUAUGGAGUGUCUCCUCAGGGAGAAUCAGUGCGGAUUUAGACAGAACCGCUCAUGUAUUGAUCAGAUUUAUUCUCUCCGAACUAUUAUUCAUAACUGUCUUGAGUUUAAAAUUCCUCUUUACAUUAAUUUUGUGGAUUUCAAGGCAGCGUUCGAUUCUAUCAGAAGGGACUUUAUUUGGUGCAGUAUGAGACACUAUGGGCUGCCUGAAAAAUAUGUCAGAAUAUUUCAGUCAUUUUUUGGGGGUACCAUGAGUGCCGUGAGGGUUAAUGGGGAGCUGACAGACUGGUUUGAUGUUAACUCAGGCACAGCGAGGCUGCACAGUCGACAUAUCAACAUUUCGAUUGUGAUAGCUUAUGCCCAAACAGAGGAUGCAGCAGGCGGGGUAAAAGAUGACUUUUAUCAGCAGUUAUCUGGGGCAUUUGAUGAACUACCAGCUCAUGACGUGAAGUUUUUAAAUGCCCGCAGUGACCAAGAUAACUCAGCUUGGUCCGGUGUGAUUGCUGCGCUACCAAUGGAGGAGAAUCUUGAUGGAGAAUGGACAUUAGUUAGGGAUACUAUUAAAGAAGUGUCUAUGGAGGUACUGGGUGAGCGCCCCCGGCGCAGAAAGCAGCAGCAUAUGUCCAGGAAACUAAAAGCCUUAUUGCAGAACGCAGUAAGAUCAAACAGAAGGCUCCUAGUGACAGCAACAUUGAACAACAGGAGUGAAUAUUUUCGGGCCAACAAACUUGUUAAAAAGAGCUGCAGGAAAGACGACGAGAAUUGGGCUCUUAGAGUUGCAGCAGAUCUGGAAACAGCUGCUGUCCAUGGCCGGCAAAGGGAAGUCUGGCAACGGAUAACAACACUGUCCGCAAACUCUGUCUACACAGCAAAGCAGAACAUGAUACGGAAAGCUUCCGAUACUGACCUCUCUACGAAACACCUAAUUGCUGACGCUGUUGGACCCCUCUCUUUCGAAGCCAUGUCAAAACUCAACUGUCAGCAGGAAUCCCUCACUAAGAUGGCACGUGGAAGAUCAACCAGAAGAUGCUCAGACAACCACCUCCUCCCCGACUGA
Molecule: messenger RNA, 2904 nt
Organism: Bolinopsis microptera
Lineage: Eukaryota; Metazoa; Ctenophora; Tentaculata; Lobata; Bolinopsidae
Exons: 4
Coding region: 1-2904 (967 amino acids)
Molecular function (GO): catalytic activity
Source: RefSeq, a predicted model, not a curated record